Molecule: messenger RNA, 918 nt
Organism: Funneliformis geosporum
Lineage: Eukaryota; Fungi; Glomeromycota; Glomeromycetes; Glomerales; Glomeraceae
Source: the annotation of a GenBank genome assembly
AUGGAGCUUCCAAUAUAUGAUGGAGGUAUUCAUCCAAAUGAAUGGUUGAAACAAGUUCAAGCAACUUGCUUCCUUAAACAAAUUACAAAAGAUGAAGAAGUCCUUAAAUUUGCAAAAAUGAUGAUCGAUUCUUCAAUUAAAAUUCCUGAAAAUAUUACCAAUUUUGAAGAGCUUACAAAUGCCUUAAAACAAGAUAUUUCAUUUUCAAUUUUUAAAGCACAAAUGAGAAUAGAAUUACAAACAUUAAAAUACAUUCCCAUAAGAGAAGGUGGUGCACCUUCAAAAUUCAUUAAUACAUUUCGUAGACUCUGUCGUGAUGCUGAAAUCAAUAAUUCACAAGAACAAAUGAAUUUUCUUUAUUUAUCACUUCCAAAUGAUUAUAUUUUAAAUGAAGUUUAUAAGAAGGUUAAUUCAAGUGAAUUAAUCCAAGAAUUUGGGAAAAUUGUUAUGGAUGAAUUAAAUUUAAUUAGACAUGGAUCUAUUGUAACUUUAAAACAUGUUGCUACAGGAAAAUAUUUAAGUUCAAUUAAGGAUUUAUGUUAUACGACUGGAAGCAGGACUCAAUUGGUAUUUGUCAAUGAUUUGCUAGAUUCGAAUGCUUUAUGGAAAAUCACAUUUACGAGCGGAAAAGAAUUAGCAUCAUAUACCGAUAUUACUAAUUACAUGUGCUUACAACACAAAAAUUCUGGUAACACUUUUGGAAAAUUAUAUGAUUAUUAUAAAUCUCCAUUUAAAAAUAGUAAAUUAGAAAAUUAUCAAGAAUAUUUGAAAUCAAAUGAUACCAUUAAUCUUUGUAUAAAUAAUGUUAAUAAUCAACAAGUAUUUUUACGUAGUCAUGAUUUAAAAUUUGCUAUUGGAAAUGAUACAUUUCAAGAAGUCGUCUGUCAUAAUGAAAGACUAGGUGGCAGUGAUGAGUAG